UCAUAAUGCAGAUCUCUGAUCCAACCCAGGAUCUACCUGAGAAUCUAAACUGAAGUUUUAUCAUCACAUCAUGAAGAAUUAAGGAGGCGGAUACAAAUAUUCUUCACUUGAUGGAAAUUUAUCAGACGAUAUGUGAAUUUUCGUCAUUUAUAAUCAGGACAAAUCUUUGAAAAUGUGUUAGAAAACUUUACAUCUAAGUCUUUAUGAUUAUAGUAGAGUUAGAGGUUUGCAGCCUUUUAGAUAAAUUGACCCCUUAUUGUCAUAAUAGUGUUAUAGUUACAGAGUAGUAAGGUUGUAAAAUAAUGAUAACAAUCUUUUAUUAGUUCCACCGUGAAACUCUGUGCACAAAUACAAGAUAUAUAUUUUAAAAUGUUACUGAAACAAUUUAUUUUCCCUCCUCGUGCUCUUUUCUUCUACUCUCACUUUCUGUUUCCAACUCACACUGUCGGCAGGUGAAGCGGGCGGAUGACGACUUGCUCUCUGGGCCCCUUCUGAGUUUUUAAUGGGGGAGUGGUUGAUUGCUCCUCCAUUCCUGCUCUCUCCCAAAUCUCACACACACUGUACACACACACUGUACACACACACACAUGUAUCCACCCUCACAGCUGCACAGCUGUGGGGGUGGGAGGCGCCCUACCCGUCUGAUGAGAGCCAGAGAGAGGGAGGGAGAGAGGGAGGCUGGGCUAUUGUGACUCGAGUAGCGAGGGAAUCUCACUGGACGGCGGCAGAGCUCUCGCACACUGCAGGCAAACUUUGUGCCAUGGUGGCCGCGUGUGUGCACUGAGCCCGACCACCUGGUUUCUUUAAGGCUCCAACACGGGGGACAGGGGAGAGAGCGCCAUGCAGGGCCGGGCGGGCAAAGCCACCAAAAGGGAGAUGGUGAUAGAGUCGCCACAGCAGUACAAGAGCCUGGCUGAGAUAGAGGCAGAGGUGGAGGCUGGGUCACAGGUGGCAGCGGUGAAGCCGAAGAUCAUCGAGCCUCUGGACUACGAGAAUGUGCUUCUGCAGAGGAAGACCCAGAUCAUCAGCGACGUUCUGCGGGACAUGCUGCAGUUCCCCACCGACGACUUCCAGAUCUCCACGCUCCGGCGCCAGGGCAGGACUCUGUUGUCCACCGUGCCAGAGGCUGCAGAGAAAGAGGCUCACUCGCUGUUUGUCCAAGAGUGCAUCAAAACCUACAAGUCCGACUGGCAUGUGGUCAAUUACAAGUACGAGGAGUAUUCAGGAGACUUCCGUCAGCUGCCCAACAAGGUGUCGAGACCUGAGAAACUGGCCGCUCACCUGUUCGAGGUGGACGAAGACGUGGAGAAAGACGAGGACUCGGCCUCCCUGGGAUCCCAGAAGGGAGGAGUGUCCAAACAUGGCUGGUUGUACAAAGGCAACAUGAACAGUGCGAUCAGCGUCACUAUGAGGUCCUUCAAGAGAAGGUACUUCCAUCUGGCUCAGCUCGGUGACGGCUCUUACAACCUCAACUUCUACAAAGAUGAAAACACCUCAAAAGAUCCUAAAGGAACCAUCUUCCUAGAUUCGUGCAUGGGAGUUGUUCAGAACAGCAAAGUGCGUCGCUUUGCCUUUGAGCUCAAGAUGCAGGAUAAGAGCACGUUCCUGUUGGCCGCAGACGGCGAGGCAGAGAUGGACGAGUGGAUCGGCACCCUCAACAAGAUCCUCCACAGCAGCUUCGAACAGGCCAUGCAGGAGAAGAGAAACGGAGACCUGCACGACGACGAGGAGCUCGGAAAAACAGACCUCACCUCUGGAAGUUUUCAAGACAGCUUUCAGACCGCCAGAGAUAUCGAGUCCAAAAUGAGAAGCGAAGCUCGCCUGAAACUUUUCACAUUGGACCCCUACACACAGAAACUGGACUUUUCCGGCAUCGAGCCGGACGUGCGGCAGUUUGAGGAGAAGUUCGGGAAGAGAGUCUUAGUCUGCUGCAACGACCUGUCGUUCAACCUGCAGGGCUGCGUGGCAGAGAAUGAAGAGGGACCGACAACCAAUGUGGAGCCCUUCUAUGUGGUCCUGUCCCUCUUCGAUGUCCAGAACAGUCGAAAGAUCUCAGCCGACCUCCACGUGGACCUCAACCACCCUCUGGUGCGACACAUGACGUCAGGCUCUUGUAGCGGGCAGGACGUGCAAAUUAACGGCAGCGGCAGUGAUGGUGUGCUGAGGGGCUGCGGGCUCCCGGAGGAGGCGCUCCAGUACCUGAGACAGGGGGUGUUCUCGGUCACGUGCCCCCAUCCAGAGAUCUUCCUGGUGGCCAGGAUUGAGAAGGUCCUGCAGGGGGGGAUUACCCACUGCACUGAACCCUACAUGAAGAGCUCGGACUCUGCAAAGAUGGCUCAGAAAGUGCUGAAGAAUGCGAAGACGGCCUGCAGCCGACUGGGACAGUACAGGAUGCCAUUCGCUUGGGCUGCAAGGCCCGUGUUCAAAGAUGCGUCUGGAACUUUGGACAAAAGUUCUCGCUUCUCGGCUCUGUACCGACAGGACAGCAGCAAGCUGUCGGAUGAGGACAUGUUCAAACUGCUCACUGACUUCAGGAAACCGGAGAAAAUGGCUAAACUCCCCGUGCUCUUAGGGAACUUAGACGUUACUAUUGACAGCGUGCCCCCGGACGUCACCAAUUGCGUCACUUCCUCCUACAUCCCGGUGAGGAACUUUGAAGGCGACGGGCCGGGCAGCGCUCUCCUGGAGGUGGAGGAGUUUGUGCCCUGCAUCGCCAAGUGCUCCCAACCGUUCACCGUCUAUAAGAACCACCUGUACGUCUACCCGAAGCACCUCAAGUAUGACGGGCAGAAAUCCUUUGCUAAGGCGAGGAAUAUCGCCGUCUGCAUUGAAUUCAAGGAUUCUGACGAGGAGGAAGCUCAGUCGCUGAAGUGCAUCUAUGGUCGUCCUGGUGGUCCUCUGUUCACCAAGCAGGCGUAUGCAGCCAUCCUGCACCACCAGCAGAACCCGGAGUUCUACGAUGAGAUAAAGAUCGAGUUACCGACUCAGCUGCACGAGAAGCAUCACCUCCUCUUCACCUUUUAUCACGUCAGCUGUGACAGCAACAGCAAGAAGAAAGACCAAGUGGAGACUCCAGUGGGUUCAGCCUGGCUGCCUCUGCUCAGGGACGGCCGAGUCAUCAUGAACGAACAGCAGCUGUCUGUGGCGGCGAAUCUCCCCAGCGGGUAUCUGGGCUCCCAGGACGCUGUCACCAAGCACUCGGGCUCCGAGAUCAAAUGGGUCGACGGCGGAAAGCCUGUGUUCAAAGUCUCCACUCAUCUUGUUUCUACAGUUUACACUCAGGACCAACAUUUGCACAACUUCUUCCACCACUGUCAGAGGAUGGAGGUGUCGGAACAAGCAUCAGAGGGGGAGCUGGUGAAAUAUCUCAAGAGUCUCCAUGCGAUGGAGGGUCACGUGAUGGUCAACUUCCUGCCCACCGUCCUCAACCAGCUCUUCUGUGUCCUCACCAGGGCCGCACAUGAGGACGUGGCUGUCAACGUGACCAGGGUGAUGGUCCAUGUCGUCGCUCAGUGCCAUGAGGAGGGACUGGAGCAUCACCUGAGAUCUUAUGUCAAGUUUGUGUUCAAGCCGGAGCCAUACUCCUCCACCAGGGUGAAGACAGUUCACGAGGAGCUGGCUAAAGCCAUGACGGCCAUACUCAAGCCUUCUACUGACUUCCUGACGAGCAACAAGCUGCUAAAGCACUCGUGGUUCUUCUUCGAAGCGCUGGUGAAAUCGAUGGCUCAUUGUCUCAUAGAGGGUGGAAAGGUCAAGCUCUCGAGGAACCAGCGGUUCUCCGCCUCGUUCUACCACGCAGCGGAGACUCUGGUCAACAUGCUGAUGCCGCACAUCACCCAGAAAUACAAGGACAACCUGGACGCGGCUCACAACGCCAACCACAGCCUGGCAGUUUUCAUCAAGCGCUGCUUCACCUUCAUGGACAGAGGCUUCGUAUUCAAGCAGAUCAACAACUACAUGAACUGCUUCGUGCCCGGAGACCCCAAGACGUUGUACGAUUUCAAGUUUGAGUUCCUGCGGGUUGUUUGCAGCCACGAGCAUUACGUUCCUCUGAAUCUGCCCAUGCCUUUUGGAAAAGGGAGAAUACAGAGAUUCCAAGAUCUCCAGCUGGACUAUUCCCUGACCGACGACUUCUGUCGGAACCAUUUCCUGGUGGGGCUGCUGCUGCGGGAGGUGGGCGGGGCUCUCCAGGAGUUCCGAGAGAUCCGGCAGAUCGCCAUCCAGGUCCUGAAGGGGCUGAUGAUCAAACACACCUUUGACGACCGCUACGCCGCGAAGAGCCAACAGGCACGACUCGCCACGCUGUACCUGCCUCUGUUCGGCCUCCUCCAGGAGAACGUCCACAGACUGGACAUGAAGGAGUCGGCGCCUCUCAGCACUCACAGUAAUGCGAGGGAGGACUCGCUGGUGUCGAACUCUGCGGGGGCGCCUCAGAAAGCAGGGAGUUGUAUAGAAAAUUCUCUCCACAAAGACGUGUUUGGAGUUAUCUCUGGAACAGUGUCCCCUCACAGCUCCACUCCCAAUGUCAGCUCAGUUCACCACGCAGACUCCAGAGGCUCCCUGAUCUCCACCGACUCCGGGAACAGCCUGUUGGACAAGAGCAGUGACAAGACCAAUUCCCUGGAGAAGCACCAGUGUGCGUCGGCUCUGGGCAGCGCCGUGCUGCGCUGCGACAAACUGGACCGGGACGAGAUCAAAAACCUGCUCAUGUGCUUCCUGCAUAUUCUCAAGAGCAUGUCGGAAGAGGCCCUUUUCACUUACUGGAACAAAGCGGCGUCCUCUGAACUCAUGGACUUCUUCACACUAAUAGAAGUUUGCCUUCAUCAGUUCAGAUACAUGGGGAAGAGGUUCAUCGCCAGGAGCCAGGAGGGGGCGGGGCCUGUAGCUCCGGACAGGAAGUCUCUGACUCUGCCUGUGUCUCGUAACAGGGCGGGGAUCCUGCACGCUCGCCUGCAGCAGCUGGGCGCUCUGGAGAACGCUCACACCUUCAACAACAUGUACAGUCACACAGAAGCAGAUGUGAGCAGCCAGUGUCUGCUGGAGGCCAACGUGUCCACUGAGGUGUGUCUGACUGUGCUGGACACACUCAGCACCUUCAUCAUGGGCUUCAAGACUCAGCUGAACUCUGACCUGGGCCACAACCCCCUGAUGAAGAAAGUUUUCCAGGUGCAUCUGUGCUUCCUGCAGAUCCCUCAGUCCGAGGCCGCACUCAAACAGGUCUUCACCUCACUGCGCACUUUCAUCUACAAGUUCCCCUGCACCUUCUUCGAUGGUCGGGCCGACAUGUGCGCCUCUCUGUGCUACGAAAUCCUCAAGUGCUGUAACUCCAAGCUGAGCUCCAUCCGCGGUGACGCCGCCCACCUUCUCUACUUCCUCAUGAAGAGUAACUUUGACUACACGGGCCGCAGGUCCUUCGUACGAACACACCUGCAGGUUGUAAUCGCUGUCAGUCAGCUGAUCGCCGACGUCAUCGGCAUCGGUGGUACCCGUUUCCAGCAGUCGCUCUCCAUCAUCAACAACUGUGCCAACAGUGACAAGAGCAUCAAGCACACGGCGUUCCCGUCGGACGUGAAGGACCUGACCAAGCGCAUCCGGACGGUGCUGAUGGCCACGGAGCAGAUGAAGGAGCACGAGAACGACCCGGAGAUGCUGGUGGACCUGCAGUACAGCUUGGCCAAGUCCUACACCAGCACGCCCGAGCUCCGCAAGACCUGGCUGGACAGCAUGGCCCGCAUCCACAACAAGAACGGAGAUCUGUCGGAGGCGGCCAUGUGUUAUGUGCACGUUGCUGCUCUGGUGGCCGAGUACCUGUGGAGAAAAGGUAUGUUCCGGCAGGGAUGCUCUGCGUUCCGAGUCAUCACUCCAAACAUUGACGAGGAGGCGGCCAUGAUGGAGGACGUGGGGAUGCAGGACGUUCACUUCAACGAGGAGGUGCUGAUGGAGCUGCUGGAGGAGUGCGCUGACGGCCUCUGGAAGGCGGAGCGUUACGAGCUCAUCGCUGACGUCUACAGGCUCAUCAUUCCCAUCUACGAACAGCGCAGAGACUUCGAGAAACUGACGCACCUGUACGACACCCUCCACCGCGCCUACACCAAAGUGAUGGAGGUGAUGCACAGUGGGAAGAGGCUGCUGGGCACGUACUUCAGAGUGGCCUUCUUCGGACAGGGCUUCUUUGAGGACGAGGAUGGAAAGGAAUACAUCUACAAGGAGCCAAAGUUCACCCCGCUGUCGGAGAUUUCCCAGAGGCUCCUGAAGCUCUACUCGGACAAGUUUGGACAGGAGAACGUCAAGAUCAUUCAGGACUCUGGCAAGGUGAAUCCAAAGGACCUCGACUCCAAGUACGCCUACAUCCAGGUGACCCACGUCACCCCGCACUUGGACGACAAGGAGCUGGAGGACAGGAAGACGGACUUUGAGAAGAGCCACAACAUCCGGCGCUUUGUGUUCGAGACGCCGUUCACGGUGUCGGGCAAGAAGCAGGGAGGGGUGGAGGAGCAAUGCAAACGGCGGACCGUUCUCACCACCACCCACUGUUUCCCAUAUGUGAAGAAGCGCAUAGCGGUCAUGUACCAACACCAGACGGACCUGAGCCCCAUCGAGGUCGCCAUAGACGAGAUGAGCUCCAAGGUGGCCGAGCUGCGCCUGCUGUGCUCCGCCUCGGAGGUGGAUAUGAUCCGGCUGCAGCUCAAGCUGCAGGGCAGCAUCAGUGUCCAGGUUAACGCUGGUCCUCUGGCCUACGCCAGAGCCUUCCUGGAUGACAGCAGUGCCAAGAAGUAUCCUGACAACAAGGUCAAACAGCUCAAAGAGGUUUUCAGGCAGUUCGUGGACGCCUGCGGUCAGGCGCUGGGAGUGAACGAGCGGCUGAUCAAAGAGGACCAGCAGGAGUAUCAAGAUGAGAUGAAGGCCAACUACAGGGACCUGGCCAGGGAGCUGUCCAACAUCAUGCACGAGCAGAUAAACCCCGUGGAGGAUGGGACGAGGAGCACUCUGUCCGACUCGAUGGGCAUCUUCAACGCCAUCAGUGGCACGCCAACCAGUGCCAACCCUCAUGGCACCACCACCACCACGCUCUGAUGGGCUCGUCUCGCGCCUUCUUCUCCUCUGAAGACCUGUCAGUCCAGAGGAAUCAAUCAGGACACGGGCAUUUGGUUUAGUUUUAAAAAUGUGAUGUUCUUGUUUCCUAUGGAGACGAUGGAGCCGGGGUUUUGUUAAAUUCUGAGUGAGACGAGGGUUUCAGCACAUGCGAUGACUCAGCAAACGUGCACCGAGCGCUGCGACCGACGACGAACAUGUUAUCAUAAUUGUUCGACCCCACCCAGGGGACGUCGUCCAUAGGUUGAACCUCUCCUCUGAACCAGAACCUCCUUCCAUCUCCAAGAAAGUAUGUAUCAGAAAUAAAUGCCUCUGCUGUAACCGCACAUUCAUUCUUCCACUGAUGGUCAGUAUUUUUACAUUUCUUCUUCUCCACCGUGGCUCCGUUACAGCAGAUGCAUUUUAAAAGAAUGAUUCUCUCUAUUUUAGGCCAACGGACGAGUACAAGAACUGUCUAAAGCCAAGUGAACCCCAACGUUUUAACCUAUUUUCUGUAAAGAGAAAUAAAGUGUGUGCAAUAUUUUCUAUUGUUACCGAGGCAACCUACUGCACAGAAAACCACUCUUGCCAAAGACAUUCGAAAAAAGAAAUAAAGACAAAACGAGUUAAGGGUGUGGCAAUUUGUAAUCUGCCCCUUGUGUUUCUUUGUCUGUCAUGUAGAUGCCUUUUAUUAUCUGUGAGAUCAAAUAAGAAAAACAUUUUUACUCGUUGAAUGCUCAUGUAAAUAAGUUUCAGACUUAUAAAUAAAUAAAAUAUGUAAUAAUA
Molecule: messenger RNA, 7857 nt
Organism: Scophthalmus maximus (turbot)
Lineage: Eukaryota; Metazoa; Chordata; Actinopteri; Pleuronectiformes; Scophthalmidae
Gene: dock9b
Product: dedicator of cytokinesis 9b
Exons: 52
Coding region: 841-7074 (2077 amino acids)
Biological process (GO): positive regulation of GTPase activity; small GTPase-mediated signal transduction
Molecular function (GO): guanyl-nucleotide exchange factor activity
Source: RefSeq, a predicted model, not a curated record